AUGGAGAACUCAAAUGAAACAUCUUCCAACCAAUUCUUUCUCCUCAGUCUUGCUGAUACCCCAUACCUAAAGGCCUUGAGCGUCCUAAUAUUUCUCACCAUGUAUAUACUAGCAUUGUCAGUAAACUCUCUGCUCAUUACCAUGGUUAGAAGCAAUUUGCAGCUGCAUACCCCAAUGUAUUUUUUCUUAAGCAACCUGUCCGUCAUUGACAUUGGCAUAACGUCUUCAGUCUUACCUAAACUUAUCAUAAUUACAAUAACACAAGAUACAAGUAUUUCACGUCUUGGUUGUGCUUUACAGAUGUUCUUCCAUUCAGCCCUUGUAGGAACAGAGUGUAUUCUUCUGGCUGUUAUGGCUUAUGACAGAUAUGUAGCCAUCUGCAAGCCUCUGCACUACAAUACAAUCACGAACAAGAGAUUUUGCACUUCCAUUGCUGCUGUUUGCUGGGCUUUAGGAUGUAUCAAUUCUAGUAUUCAUGUACCAUACACCUUACAGCUGCCAUUGUGCAGAUCCCACCAUAUCAACCAUUUUUUCUGUGAGAUACCAAUCUUUGUUCAUUUGUCUUGCCAAGAUACUUGGCUUCAUGAGUUAUCAAUGUACAUCUCAGCUUGUGUCCUUGGCCUUAGUGCGUUCAUAUUGACUCUUUCUUCAUAUGCUUAUAUCAUUUCCACUAUUCUAAAUAUCCGUUCCACUGAAGGAAGGCAUAAAGCUUUCUCUACAUGUGCAUCCCAUCUUACAGUGGUCUCUCUUUACUAUGGACCUAUAAUGUUCAUGUAUUUGCGUCCUCACUCCAGAGACUCUCCUAGCACAGAGAAGAUUGUGUCCAUUAUGUACACAGUUGUGACGCCAAUGCUUAAUCCCAUCAUCUAUAGCAUAAGGAAUAAAGAUAUCAAAGUUACCGUCAAAGGAACUAUGAAUAAGUUGUCAUAA
This is a messenger RNA of Xenopus laevis (African clawed frog), 930 nucleotides long. RefSeq names its product olfactory receptor 5V1. Bases 1 to 930 code for a protein of 309 amino acids. The transcript has a single exon. NCBI's taxonomy places the organism in Eukaryota, Metazoa, Chordata, Amphibia, Anura, Pipidae. The record is from RefSeq and is a predicted model, not a curated record.